AUGAGUUUAGUUAAGCAAGUCAAGUUUGGCAACACCGGUCUAAAAAUCUCACCCAUUAUCGUGGGCUGUAUGUCGUACGGCUCCAGCAAAUGGUCGCCAUGGGUCAUGGAUAAUAAGGAAAAGGUGUUUGAGAUACUGAAGUACUGCUACGACCGCGGAAUCCGUACUUUCGAUACCGCGGAUGUGUAUAGUAACGGGAAAAGUGAACGGAUGUUGGGGGAGUUCUUGAAGCACUACAACAUCAACAGAGAAACAGUGGUUAUCCUCACCAAGGUUCGUUUCGCUGUGAAUGAGUCGAUGGAGCUUCCGCUCAGUACCUUGUACAAAAAGGACGACGCGACGGCCUUGGCCCUCGCCAACCAGGGUGGGUUGUCGCGCAAGCACAUAUUGGAUGGAGUGGCCAAGUCUGUGGAAAGAUUGGGAACAUAUAUCGACGUUUUGCAGAUCCACAGAAUGGACUACGAUACUCCGAUGGAGGAGACACUGAAGGCAUUGAAUGAUGUCAUCGAGAGAGGUGAUGUCAGGUACAUUGGUGGAUCCAGCAUGAAGGCUACUGAAUUUGUGGAGAUGCAAUACAUUGCCGAAAAGCACAAUUGGUUCAAGUUUUCCAGUUGGCAAUCGAAAUAUAACCUGGUAUACAGGGAGGAUGAGAGAGAGGUGAUUCCGUAUUCGAAGAAGCACAACAUUGCCCUAAUUCCAUGGUCCCCUAACAACAGGGGCCUACUGACCAGGCCAUUUGGAGAGACGACAGCAAGAUCUGACGCUGACCCUCGUUUGCAGCAGGUGACAGAGGAAGACAAAGAAAUUAUCAAGCGUAUUGAAAAGGUGGCAAAAGAUAAAGGCUUGACGAUGGCGCAGGUCUCUUCGGCAUGGGUCUUGAGUAAAGGUUGUUAUCCAAUUAUCGGGUUGAGCUCUGUCGAGCGUGUCAAAGAAGCAAUUGGUGCGCUUGACGUAACUUUUACUGAGGAGGAAAGUAAAUAUCUCGAAGAAUGCUACGCACCUAAGCCAGAGUUAUGA
Molecule: messenger RNA, 1017 nt
Organism: Zygotorulaspora mrakii
Lineage: Eukaryota; Fungi; Ascomycota; Saccharomycetes; Saccharomycetales; Saccharomycetaceae
Product: aldo/keto reductase
Exons: 1
Coding region: 1-1017 (338 amino acids)
Source: RefSeq, a predicted model, not a curated record